Pygocentrus nattereri (red-bellied piranha) is the source of this 2919-nucleotide messenger RNA. Its product is annotated as E3 ubiquitin-protein ligase TRIM39-like. The transcript has 7 exons. The record is from RefSeq and is a predicted model, not a curated record. Gene Ontology annotation, molecular function: protein binding; zinc ion binding. Lineage: Eukaryota; Metazoa; Chordata; Actinopteri; Characiformes; Serrasalmidae. Bases 131 to 1771 code for a protein of 546 amino acids.
UCAUAAACAGAAUCCAGAUCCUUUCAGCAGGACACGAGCUUCAGUUUAAAGCUUCUUAAAGGACUUAAAGCCUCUGCUGACGAACUGAAGGAGCAGAAAACCAGGCCAAGAGAGAAAAAGAGAACCUGUCAUGGCUUCCUCCAGCAGUCUCCUGUCUGAAGAUCAGUUCCAGUGCUCCAUCUGUCUGGAUGUGUUCACUGAUCCCGUCUCUACACCAUGUGGACACAACUUCUGCAGGGUCUGUCUCAAAGAGUGCUGGGACAGCAGUUCACGCUGCCAGUGUCCAGUCUGUAAAGAGGAAUUCUCCAAAAGGCCUGAGCUGCUAGUAAACACGUUCAUCUCUGGACUGGCUGCUCAGUUCAAGAAGUCAGUUCAGGUCAAAUCCAGCAGAGCUCCAGAGAAACGACCCUCCAAACCUACAAAGGUUCUUUGUGAGUCCUGCAGUGAGGAGAAGCUGGAGGCUGUAAAGUCCUGUCUGGACUGUGGAGUCUCUUACUAUGAGACUCAUCUAGCACUUCAUAAAACCACACCUAAACUGAAGAAGCACAAACUGAUGGACCCUGUGGAGAACCUGGAGGACUACAUGUGCCAGAAACAUGAGAGACCCCUGGAGUUGUUCUGUAGAGAUGACCAGACGUGUGUGUGUCAGUUCUGCACUGAAGGAGACCACAAGACUCACAACACUGUUCCUAUAGAGGAGGAGAGUGGAGAGAAGAAGACUCAGCUGGGAAAGACACAGGCUGAAGUUCAGCAGAUGAUCCAGGACCGCCUGAAGAAGAUUGAGGACAUCAAACAGUCUGUAGAGCUCAAUAAAAAAAGCUCAGAGAAGGAGAAAGCAGACAGUGUGGAGGUCUUCAGAGCUCUGCUGUGCUGCAUUGAGAGAAGCCAGGCGGAGCUGCUUGAGGUGAUGGAGGAGAAGCAGAAAGCAGCAGAGAGGCAGGCUGAAGAGUUCAUUAAAGAGCUGGAGCAGGAGAUCACUGAGCUAAAGAGGAGAGACACUGAGCUGGAGCAGCUCUCCCACACUGAGGACCACCUCCACCUCCUACAGGUUUACCCGUCCCUCUGCAGCCCUCCACCCACCAAGAACUGGACUGAGGUCAGGAUUAACUCUCAUCUGAGGGUGGAGUCUCUGAGGAGAGCUCUGACUCGGCUUCAGGAAGACCUCAGUAAGGAGAUGGAGAAGAUUCCUGAGAUCAAAAUGAAGAGAAUUCAACAAUAUGCAGUGGAUGUGACUCUGGAUCCUGAUUCAGCUCAUCCUCAACUCAUCCUGUCUGAUGACGGGAAACAAGUGAGAGAUGGAGACAAACGACAGAAUCUCCCUGAUAAACCAGAGAGGUUUGAUUAUUGUCCCUGUGUGCUGGGAAAGGAGGGGUUCUCCUCAGGGAGAUUUUACUAUGAGGUUCACGUCAGAGGGAAGACUAACUGGGAUUUAGGAGUGACCACAGAGUCCAGUAACAGGAAGGGGAAGAUUACACUGAGUCCUGAGAUUGGAUACUGGACUGUGUGGCUGAGAAAUGAGACUGAAUAUAAAGCUCUGGACUCUCCUCGUGUCCCCCUCUCCCUGAAACAGGCUCCCCAGAAGGUGGGGGUGUUUGUGGAUUAUGAGGAGGGUCUGGUCUCCUUCUAUGAUGUUGAGGUCAAGUCUCAUAUCUACUCUUUCACUGGUCAGUCUUUCACUGAGAAACUCUAUCCAUACUUCUUUCCUGGUCUCAAUAAUGGAGGUAAAAACUCAGCACCGCUGAUCAUCACACCUGUUGAACUUCAGAAAUGAGGUGAACUUCUUUAAUAAAACAUUUUUGUCAGAUACAAAUCUGUCAUUUGAAACAUUUGAGAGCAUAAAUAGAGAUUUUUAAACUCUUUAUAACGUUAUGUAAUUAAUGAAUUAAUUAACAAGCUAAUAAAUUAAUAGACGAUUUUUGAUUCACUCAUUUUGAAGAAGUCUGUAAGUCAGUUGAACAGUGUUAUAACACUGUUUAUCACAGAUCUCCUUUUAAUGAACUGAAAUGAUCAUAAAGCUCAAAAUAUCAGCUUCAGUUUGAUGAACUUGAUGUGGGAAUCUCAGUCUUUUAUAUGAAGAUGAAGCUCUGCGUUUUGGCCUGUCAGGAAAAAAACUUUUUUUUUUAAAUUUGUGUGUAAAUGUAAGGCUUCUGUACAGAACAGUUAGGCGCUGGUACAAUGGAGCAAGGUGCUUAUUACCAAGGGCCUAGGCAAAAACACGGAAGUCGAGUUAGUGGAGGUCAAAACCAAACAGAAGGGCAAAGCCAAGGCAGACUCGAAAACAGGAAGCAAGGUCAAGUACCGACAGGAGAAACCCAACAAUACAGGGGCAAUCCAAAGGCAAAUACAGAGACAGAAUGGGUCACACACAAAGUAGCAAACAGAGAUGUAGAAGGCCUGGUAAGCACGUGCAGGGGCAAUACUUCACAAAGUGUAAUGGAAAGACUGAGCUUUAAAACAGGUGGUGAACGAGAAAUAGCUGUCCAUACUCUGAUGAUCUAGAGCAGAGAUGAUUGGUGUGGUGGUGUGGUGAGAUGGUCACAUGACUCUCAGAGGGAUCCUGGGAUUUUGAGUUCUCAGUGGACUCUGUACUUGGUUCAGGGUCUUGCAAUGUACCGGAGGGAUGUGUGACAGUAAAUGUUUAAAGUUAUUAUAAAUUUACUCCAAAUCCCAAUAAAAUAACAUUUUAAACAGCUAAACUCUCAAAUCUAAGUGUUUAAUCAAUAAGCUUGAGCUGACUUUUAAGUUCAGUUGGAAACAAUAAACAAAUCGAGGAAAUGUGUGUGUUAGCAUGAGCUCUGUGUUCAUGUUGUCUGUUUUUAUUUCAGUCUGUUUAAAGCAUGAAAUGCUGAAGUUUCAAUGAAGCUGUAUUAAAUGUCAAAUUAAGCUCUACAAAAGAAAUAAACAGAUCUACUGAACUUC